AUGAUGGAGAAAUGUUCAAACAUUACAGAAAAUGUGUUCUACAUUUCAGCAUUUUCUAUCUCUGAAACUGGACAAUGUCUCCUUUUUACUGCAGUUCUAUUAGUGUAUCUGAUGACUGUCCUUGGAAACAUGACCAUUGCUGUAUUGGUGUGUCUGGUUCCCCAGCUCCAUACUCCAAUGUAUUUCUUCUUGAGUAAUCUUGCUAUUAGUGAUGUUAUAUAUGUUUCAGUUACUCUUCCAAAGCUUCUCUCCAUACUUCUAACACAGGAUCAUUGGAUUUCUUUCUCCGCUUGUAUGACUCAAGUGUUCUUCUUCUCAUUGUCAUCUACUUCUGAUGUAUUCCUACUGACCUCCAUGGCCUACGAUCGAUAUGUAGCGAUCUGUAAGCCAUUACAAUAUUCCUUACUCAUGAGUAAAGAUGUAUGUAUUUCGCUAGCUCUAUCCCCUUGGCUUAUAUCAUUGACUAAUACAAUCGUCAACGUGUUAGCCGCAUCUCUCUUAUCCUUCUGUCUCACACAAAAUGUUGACCAUUUCUUUUGUGAUCAGAAAGCACUUUAUGCAAUAACAUCUAGCGAUGCUACAAGCAGAUACAUAUUUCUGUUAUGUCAGGAUGUAGUGUUGGCAUCUAUUCCUUUUUUUCUUAUUAUAACCUCCUACGUGUUCAUCAUCUCCACCAUACUCAAAAUUCGCUCCUCUGAGGGACGACUGAAAGCUUAUUCCAGUUGUACUUCCCACCUCACCACAGUAAUAUUAUUCUAUGGUCCAAUCAUUAUAAUUUAUGGCAAACCAGAAUCUGAAGGUUCUAAAGAACUGGACAAGUUGCUGACCUUGCUUUAUACGGCAGUGGUUCCAAUGCUCAACCCGUUUGUCUACUCAUUAAGGAACAAAGAUAUUUUAAAUGCUAUAAAAAAUAUAAAAAGGAAAUGGAACAUGUUUUACAUUAAAUAAUUUA
Molecule: messenger RNA, 952 nt
Organism: Rana temporaria (common frog)
Lineage: Eukaryota; Metazoa; Chordata; Amphibia; Anura; Ranidae
Product: olfactory receptor 50-like
Exons: 1
Coding region: 1-948 (315 amino acids)
Biological process (GO): G protein-coupled receptor signaling pathway
Cellular component (GO): membrane
Molecular function (GO): G protein-coupled receptor activity; olfactory receptor activity
Source: RefSeq, a predicted model, not a curated record